CGCAUCUCUCUCUCGCUCACGCUAUGGAGAAAGCUCUCGAGCUCUUUCUCAACAUUGGUUUGAAUGAGGAAACCGCGCGCACAACCCUCGAAAAAACCAGCUGGGUCAGCACCGAUCUCACCGCCCUCAUCCACCAGGCUGGUGUCACGGAUGGGUGCGACCGAGCUAUUGGAAAUCUGUUGUACAUGAUGGCUACGAAGUACCAUGGAAAGGCUCUUGCGCAUCGUCCUACACUGCUCAAGUAUAUCGUCUCUUCCAAGAUAACAACUACAGUCCAGUUGGAAGCUGCAUAUUCGUUUUUAAUCAAAAGCAAAUCCGGUCCUGAGGACUUGAAGCUAAAUGAACUUGAGGAGGCGUGUGGUGUUGGGGUUGAGGUUUCGCAAGAAGACAUUGAGAGAGCCGUUGAGGGAAUCUUUCAAGAGAAUAUGAAUUCGAUAUUGGAGCAGCGUUACCGGACUGAUGUGGGGAAACAUAUUGAAAAUGUCAUGAAACGUUUGCCAUGGGCAGAUCGUAAGACUGUGAAGAGAGUCAUGGAUGGAAAAAUGUAUGAGCUGCUUGGCGAGAGAACUGCUGCUGACAAUGGUAAACCUAAAAAGGAGAAGAAAGAGAAGCCUGCCAAAGUAGAGAAAGCUGUUGUGGAAGCUGUCCCACAUCCAUCUGAUGAUGAGCUUAAUCCAUUUUCUAUAUUCCCUCACCCAAACCAGAAUUUUGCGGUUCACACAAAAGUGGUUUUCAGCGACAAUUCUGUUAUGGAAUAUAGCAAUACCAAGGAAGUGCUUGACAAGCAUCUCGGGGUGACUGGAGGGAAAGUUUAUACCCGUUUCCCUCCUGAACCAAAUGGUUAUCUACAUAUUGGGCAUGCCAAGGCUAUGUUUGUUGAUUUCGGUCUUGCAAAGGAGAGAGGUGGCUGCUGUUAUCUAAGGUAUGAUGAUACAAAUCCCGAGGCGGAGAAGAAAGAGUAUAUUGAUCACAUCGAAGAUAUUGUUAAAUGGAUGGGUUGGGAACCCUUCAAGGUUACUUACACCAGCAAGUAUUUCCAAGAACUGUAUGAUUUGGCAGUGGAGUUGAUUCGAAGAGGUCAUGCUUAUGUUGAUCAUCAGAAUGCUGAUGAGAUAAAAGAUUACAGAGAAAAGAAAAUGAACAGCCCUUGGAGGGACAGGCCUAUUCAAGAAUCUCUAAAACUUUUUGACGAAAUGAGACGAGGGAAGAUUGAAGAAGGCAAGGCAACACUUAGAAUGAAACAAGAUAUGCAGAAUGAUAAUUAUAACAUUUCACAUCUCACCCUCAUGCUGGUGACAAAUGGAAAAUCUAUCCGACUUAUGACUAUGCUCACUGCAUUGCGGGCUUCUUAUUAUUGGUUGUUGAAUUCCCUGAGUCUCUAUAUGCCGCAUGUGUGGGAAUAUUCACGGUUGAAUGUCACCAACACUGUAAUGUCCAAGCGUAAGCUGAAUUACAUUGUGACAAACAAGUAUGUUGAUGGUUGGGAUGAUCCUCGUCUUUUAACACUUGCUGGCUUGAGACGGAGGGGUGUGACUCCAACUGCGAUAAAUGCAUUUGUUCGAGGGCUUGGAAUCACCAGAAGUGAUGGUAGCAUGAUACAUAUGAGUCGUCUUGAGAGUCACAUUAGAGAGGAGUUGAAUACAACAGCUCCUCGCACGAUGGUGGUGUUGAAUCCUCUUAAGGUGGUCAUCACCAAUAUGGAACCAGACGAGGUUAUUGAGAUUGAUGCUAAAAGGUGGCCUAAUGCUCAAAAUGACGAAGAUCUCUCGGAAACCUACAAGGUUCCGUUCUCUAGAGUUGUGUACAUUGAGCAAUCUGACUUCCGAAUGGAGGAUUCGGCAAAAUACUAUGGACUUGCUCCUGGCAAAUCAGUCCUUCUUAAAUACGGUUUCCCAAUAAAGUGCACAAACGUUGUCCUGGGUGAUGACGCUGAAACAGUUUGUGAGGUUCAUGCGGAGUAUGAUCCUGAGAAAAAGCCAAAGCUAAAGACUCUACAUUGGGUCCCGGAAAAAGAUAUGUUAAAAGUUGAAGUCAGAAAAUUUGAGAAACUCUUUAACUCCGAGAACCCAGCUGAACUCAAUGAUGACUGGCUCACCGACAUAAACCCCAACUCCAAAGUUGUAGUUUCUGAUGCAUAUGCUCUUUCAACCAUUAAAGAUGCUGUGGUCGGGGAUACGUUCCAGUUCGAGAGGAUGGGUUAUUACGCGGUUGACAAAGACUCUAGACCGGGAAAGCUCGUCUUUAACCAGACGGUGACGCUCAAAGACGGCUACAAGAAUGGAUUACUGUAUGAAAUGCUUAGGCCUGAGAAAAAUGGGAGCUCGAAAUCGACUUGGAAGGUACUUGUUAUGGACAAGUUCACAGUGAAGAUAAUGUCAUCUGUCUGCAAAAUGUCUGAGAUCACACAAGAAGGCAUUUCCUUGGUUGAGGUCAUAACUAAACAUAGACAACCUAUGACUUCUAUGGAAGCCAUAUACUUUAUUCAACCGACCGAAGCGAAUGUCACUACGUUUUUGUCAGAUAUGACUGGAAAAUCACCACUUUACAAGAAGGCUUUCGUUUUCUUUAGUUCUCCUGUUUCGAGAAGCUUAGUUACUCUCAUUAGGAAAGACUUGAGAGCAAUGAAACGAAUUGGCGCUCUGAAAGAGAUGAACUUGGAGUAUAUUAGCAUGGACAGUCAGGGGUUCGUUACGAAUAACGAAAAUGCUCUAGAAGAACUUUAUAGUGACGACGAAAACCAUCAGAGAGCAGAUGCUUGCUUGAAUGUGGUAGCUAAACGCAUCGCUACAGUUUUGGCGUCACUAAAGGAAUACCCCAUUGUGCGCUACCGUGGAGCCAAAGCUCUUGAUGCCACGACAAUGACAACAUACCGAGAGUUAAUUCCUACAAAGCUUGCUGCUAGUGUAUGGAAUUGUCUGGCAAGAUACAAACAGACAAUCGAUGAUUUUCCUCAGACUGAAACAUGUGAACUACUUAUUCUAGAUCGAUCCAUAGACCAGAUCGCACCUCUCAUUCAUGAGUGGACAUAUGAUGCGAUGUGCCACGAUUUGCUUUCCAUGGAAGGAAAUAAGUACACACACGAGGUUCCGAGUAAAACUGGUGAUAAUCCUGAGAAAAAAGAGGUUCUUCUAGAUGAAGAAGAUCCCAUUUGGCUGGAGCUUCGAGAUGCUCACAUUGCAGAUGCCAGUGAAAGAUUGCAUGAGAAGAUGACAAACUUCGUGUCCAAGAACAAAGCCGCGCAACUGAAACACAGUUCAAAAGAAUUUGGUGAUCUUUCAUCUAAAGACUUGCAGAAGAUGGUUCACGCUUUGCCUCAGUACAGUGAGCAAAUUGACAAGCUUUCUCUUCAUGUAGAGAUUGCUAGAACAAUUAACAGAACUAUCAUGGAACAAGGUCUAAGAGACCUCGGGCAGCUCGAGCAGGACCUUGUUUUUGGGGAUGCUGGAAGAAAAGAGGUUAUAAACCAAGAAAGUAAGCUCCGGUUAAUGAUGAUUUUCGCGGCAAUUUACCCCAAGAAGUUUGAAGGUGAAAAGGGACGAAAGAUGAUGGAGCUAGCAAAAUUGUCGGGAGAUGAUGUAGUAGCUGUGAACAAUUUGAGAUUACUUGGACCGGUACCUACAGAGUCUAAGAAAAGCACAACAGGAUCAUUCCCUCUAAAGUUUGAUGUUCUUAAGAAGAAGCGAGCUGCUAGAAGAGAUCGUGUUGGUGAAACUCAGACAUGGCAAUUAUCUCGUUUUUAUCCAAUCGUAGAGGAGCUUGUUGAGAAACUUAACAAAGGUCAUUUGCCUAAACAAGACUACCCUUGUAUGAACGAACCGAGGCCAACCUUUUAUUCUGGUUCUCAAUCUCCUUCAGCGAGUCCUGUGUUGCCUCAUUCAAGACGAACACCAACUUGGGCAAGACGCCAUCUUUCAGAUGAUGGAUAUUUCAGUGACUCGGUUCUAGGACGAGCAUCUAGUGGAUUGAAGAGAAAGGGACAGCGGAUUUUCGUCUUCAUAGUAGGAGGAGCAACGAGAUCUGAGUUAAGGGUUUGCCACAAACUUACGGAGAAGCUUGACAGAGAAGUUAUCUUAGGCUCGUCCAGCUUCCUGGACCCACAAACUUUCCUCUCUAAAAUGAAACGGCUAAACGAAGAAGAGGAGAUCUCACUGGAUGAUAUCGACAUUUAAUUUUUUUUCUGUUUCUCUGUCGUUUUAGACAACUUAUUGUGUGCGUGGCGAUUUUUGUUUUGGAAAUAAAAUGGUGAAGAUUUCUUCCCUCUGUAAAUAAAUACAUUUUGUUUGUUUCCUCUAAACAACUAGUGGAUUGUUUUCUUGAAAUUUUCAUUCUCCGAUUAUUGAAAAAAGCGUUAAAGC
Molecule: messenger RNA, 4355 nt
Organism: Thlaspi arvense
Lineage: Eukaryota; Viridiplantae; Streptophyta; Magnoliopsida; Brassicales; Brassicaceae
Source: the annotation of a GenBank genome assembly